Heterostelium album PN500 is the source of this 1563-nucleotide messenger RNA. RefSeq lists its product as uncharacterized. Bases 1 to 1563 code for a protein of 520 amino acids. NCBI's taxonomy places the organism in Eukaryota, Evosea, Eumycetozoa, Acytosteliales, Acytosteliaceae. The record is from RefSeq and is a predicted model, not a curated record. The transcript has 3 exons.
AUGGAAUUACAACCAUCAUCAUCAUCGGAUGAAAAAGAAAAUCAAUUCUUUGAAUUGGGUAAAUCUAUUUUAAAAAGAAAAAAUAUAGAUGCAGAGUUAAUAUUCUUUUGUAGAGCUGGUAGUCACAGUUUCAAUUUGAAUGUGGAAACAAGUGAUUCCGAUUACUUUGGUGUGUAUGAGAUCGAUAUUGAUUUGGUGUUGUCUGGCAGUGUCACCGCUCAACAGUCGCUGAUCGACGGACACGAACCAGAGGAUUUCGUAAUCUAUAGUAAAACGAUGAUGGGGGAUGCCAAGCGACUUACCUCCAAUAACAAUAGCGGGAAGAAGCCAAUGAGUACCGAGCUCAGCAGCAAUCAUUCACCAAACAAGAAGCUGUAUCAUACGAUUCGUCUGUUGAACGAAACCGUUAGGAUGUUGGACGGCAAGGAUCCAGAGGUGUUUCUCACAGGCGAGCAUCGUGAAUACAUCAUGAGUAUUCGUCGUGGUGAGAUUGAAAUAGAGAAGCUCGAACAGGAGGUCGCUCGACUGUAUAUGAUCAUCGACGAGAAGAUGCAGGUGAUGCAAUCGACCAACCCAAACAACAUUCCAAGCGUUGCCGACUCCAAGUUGAUCGACAACUGGGUAAUCUCAUGUAGAAAACAAACUAUGUUGUCGGCAAACAAUAGCGAAGAGUAUUUCUCAAUGGAUGAAUUAAAGUUGGAUGUGGAGUCAUCGAGUGAUUUGAUAAAGAAUGUUUAUAGCAGAGCACUGGAGGUAUUACGAGAUAACAAAGUAGAUGGUUCAGUGUUGUAUAUCGGUAGAACAGGUAGUCAUCUUCAUAAUCUUCAGGUGGAAGACGUCUCUAGUGACGAUUGGUUCGUGGUGUUUGCUGCAUCGCUCGAUCAUGUAUUCUCAAUCGAACCGACACCGACAAGAUUGGAAUCGAUUCAAGUGCAAUCCACCACGACAUCCGGUGCACAGGCAGAGAAAGAAUCGGCUAGCAGUAGAGAUACCUAUGUGAAUGGUGUACAGUUGAUCGAAGUAGGUUACUUCCUAUCUCUAUUGUCACAGGGUAAUCAUCGUGCAGUAGAAUUGUUCUACGCAGAGCAACAACCAACAACCUCAUUACAUUGUAAAGCAUGGAAUCUACUUAACCAACAUAGCUACAUGAGUUACAACUUUAUGCAACAUUGUUGGGGUGUUGCACAAGGUCAACUUGCAAAAGUUAAAUCAUUACUUAAGAAUAACAACAGCGGCGAUGAACAACAACAACAGCAACAACAACAACAACAACAAAUUAAUAAGCAUCUAUAUCAUAGUUUCAGAUUGUUAAAGUUAUCGGAACAAGUUGCAGAUAGUAGCAGUAGGUUAGAGGUGACCGUUUCAAGUGAGAGUAGAGAUAGCUACUUGAUGAUUAGAUCGAAUCAACAGCCACAACAAACACAAUCAACACUUCAGAAAUGUACAGAUAUCUCAAACAAAAUAACAAUAGCAAUCAAAGAAAAGAAGAAUCAAGAGCAAACCAACAACAAAUUAGUAUUGGCCAACUGGCUAGCAAAACUUAGAAAAUCAUUAUCAAAAUAA